Messenger RNA from Sardina pilchardus (European sardine), 3802 nucleotides. Its product is annotated as adhesion G protein-coupled receptor E3-like. Bases 34 to 2589 code for a protein of 851 amino acids. Gene Ontology annotation, molecular function: G protein-coupled receptor activity. The transcript is spliced from 16 exons. The record is from RefSeq and is a predicted model, not a curated record. Gene Ontology annotation, cellular component: plasma membrane. NCBI's taxonomy places the organism in Eukaryota, Metazoa, Chordata, Actinopteri, Clupeiformes, Clupeidae. Gene Ontology annotation, biological process: cell surface receptor signaling pathway; adenylate cyclase-activating G protein-coupled receptor signaling pathway.
UCAACAGCAACAGCUCCAAGAAGAACAUUCAGCAUGGUGGCUCUAUGCAUUCUAACUCUUUAUCUGAUAACAGGUGUGGCGAAGGCCAUCAAUGUAACGGCCUACACAGGAGGAGCCGUCUACAUCAAGUGUGAGUACGGAGGCUCUGGCUUGGGCAGCGUUAAGAGACUCUGCAAAUGGCAAGGUGCGAACUGCAAGGAGCUGAUAAGGACAGACAAAGACACGUUCGAGAACGACAGGUUCCGCCUCAAAGACAACGGCACGGGUUAUUUCGAAGUUGGCCUAGCCCAGCUGACCACACGGGAUAAGGGUCGGUACGAGUGUGCUCUGGACAACGCAGGUCACCAGGCAUCCACACACAUCAACCUGGAGGUGAGCGAAGAUGCUUGCUGUGGUAAAGAAGUUCAGCUGGAAGUGGCUGCUGGCGAGGACGUCAACAUCUCCUGCCCUUAUUUGGACGCACACGCACAAGGCGCCAAGUUCUUCUGCGUGCCGAAGGGUGCACACGACUGCCGAUACAAAGAGGUGUUUCAAUCUGACCGCAUUUGGGAUAACAAAAGCAAACUGCAUAGCUACUCUGUAUUUGACAAUCGGGAGGCGAAAGUCCUCACUGUGAAGGUGGAGAAAUUCAACCAGUACAAACCUGACUCUCUCCGGUGUGGCGUAUUAAUGAACUGGGACAAAAAUGGAUACAAAGUGAUUUUUAAUCACGCUCGUCUCACACUUAAAGCAAGUCAACCAAAGCCAAAACCAACACAAUCAUCACCAAAAGCGAUACCAAGACAAUUAUCAACACCAACAGCAAAACCAACACAAUCAUCAACACCAACAGCAAUACCAAGACAAUUAUCAAAACCAACAGCAAAACCAACACAAUCAACAUCUUCCUCUGAUCAAGGCGGAGUCAUUAACAAGAAAUGCAAGUGGUCAGAUGUGGAGUGCAAACUGGAUUUUCUGAACAAACUGGAACAGAAUUCAUCUGUGUCCACCUUGCAGCCAAAGGAGGUGUCCAGUCUGCUGGACGUUUUGCUGGAGGCUCCCCGAGAGAGUCUGGCCUCGAGGGGAGAGGACGUGCUCCAGUCCACUGAGAAGCUGGUGUCCAGGCUGGUGGAGACGACUCACACUCAGUCCCGCAGAAACCUCAGCACCAACACGACAGAGGUGGAGGUUCUCAGCGUCGGGCGCGCCACCACCCUGAAAGUCGCUAAGCUGGACACCGCUAACGUCAGCCUGGAUAUCGACCUCCUCGGAAUUGCUCUGAACAACAAUGGUUCAGCAUCUGUUGUCCUUAUGGUCUACAAGACUAUGAGGGAGGUCCUCGAUGCCAGCUUCUUCGAAACGGGACGCGGGGAGACAGCAGACAUGAUGUCUCAUGUGAUCUCUGUCAUCCUUCCUAAUACACUUAACCAAACACUACUAAUUCCAGUUAACCUCACCAUACAACAUCUCAAGCGGACGAGCACUAAGGAGAAGAUCUGCUGUGUGUACUGGAACGUCAGUGCCUGGAUCGAGGACGGCUGCCACGUCAGUGACACCAACUCCACACACACAGUCUGCUCCUGUCAACACCUCUCCACCUUCGCCCUGAUCAUGACAGUUGAUCACAACCCGGAGAGUGAUCCAAUCUUGGACGUUCUGAACACCAUCUUGGUUCUGAUUGGCCUGGUGUUCCUGGCCCUGGCUGUGAUGACCUUUGCCCUCUGUCGCUGGAACCCCAGGGUGUCCAACGUGGCUCGUCUGAACCUGUGUGUGUGUCUGCUGCUGGCUCAACCCCUCUUCCUGCUCACCCAGAGCUUCCUCCACCUCAUCUGGUCCCAUGAGAUGUUGUGUAAGCUGUUGUCAGGAGUCCUGCAUUUCCUCUUCCUGUGCUGUUUCGUGUGGAUGUCCAUAGAGGCCGUGCUGCUCUUUCUGUCUGUACGGAAGCUCAAGCAGGUCAAACCUAACGAGCGGGCGGGUCUACAUUGGAAGCUCAGCAUCCUCAUUGGCUAUGGGAUCCCGCUGUUCAUAGUGGGUGUGUCUGCUGGAGUAAAACCCGAUGGAUAUGGCAGUGAGAAAUGCUGGCUCAAGACAGUGGAUGGGUUCAAAUGGAGUUUUCUUGGCCCUGUGUGCUUCAUAAUUGGUGGCAACAUCAUACUCUUCCUCACCAUCCUCAUCACUAUCUACUCCACCCUGAAGGAGGCACGCAGUGAGGCGUCAACAGUGAAAUACAACAGAGUCCUGCUGUUUAAAAUCACAGUCCAGUUCGUCAUCCUGGGUUGCCCCUGGAUACUAGGCCUGUUAGCGUCCCACAGUCGCGUUCUAGAGGUUCUCUUCAUGUUCCUCACCUCACAGCAAGGAACCGCCAUAUUCGUGAUCCAUUGCCUCCUCAACACAGAGGUGCGGCGCCAGUACAUGGCGUGGUGGCAGAGGUAUAAACAGACGGGCUCGAGAGACAGAACCUCCAUCCCUCUGACCCAGCAGCCCAGCGGAGCCACCACCCUCUCCACCUCCCACUGCACCACCCUCUCCACCUCCCAUUCCGUCCUCCCACGAGGCUCACUCUCAUUGGAGGAAGAGCGCAGCACCGUCUCAAAGGACAAGACAAACUAGGGUCCACACACACACACACACACACACACACACAUACAGUACCCUCUUUCUCUUUCUCUCUCUCUCUCUCACACACACAUACACACACACACACACACACACUCCAGCAGAAAUAUACAUACAAAUAUAUUGAAACGCAUACACACACACACACACACACACACACACACACACACACACACACACACACACACUACAAACAUGCAUGUAGGAGAUAAAUAUGCAAACCAUUAAAUACCCACACAAACCUCUAAACACAGUCCAUAUUCAAAUUAAACAUACACACAGAGCACUUUAUGACAAGUCUUACCGGAGGUUUAGCAUAUAUUUGAAGAAUAUUGUUUAUCUGACUACUUUCAGAUCAACAGAUUCGGUGGUAGGCACAAACAAACUGGAGGGAAGGAGUGUUUGCCUGUUCAUGAGUUGGAAAAGAUGAGUUGAUUAAAACAUAUACUUUAAAUAUGAAUUAUGAUAUACUGUAUAUUAUAUUAUACAUUUAAAUGUACAUAAAAUGUAACAGAGGAGUGUAAUAGUUGCUUUUAAUAUUAUGUCUUAGGGUUGAUUUUUUUACCAUUUUGUUUCUACUUAAUUCUUGAGUGUUUGCCUGUUCAUUAGUUGGAAAAGAUGAGUUGAUUAAAACAUAUAUGUAUAUAUGAAUAAUGAUAUACUGUAUAUUAUAUUACAUUUAAAUGUACAUAAAAUUUAGGGUUGAUUUUUUUACCAUUCUGUUUCUACUUAAUUCUUGAAUGUUUCAAACUACAAUUUCUAAAUACUCUUAAAUAAUUAUUAGUUACGUGUCAAUAAAGGAGAGCUGGCUUUCAUUUGAACAGACAGACAACAGGGUAUUCUUUCACAGUGGAGACACAGAAAGUUAUUGAUUUUGAUGUCUUGAAACAACGAUAAGAUGAGGUAGCCUACUACUGGCAUUUCUCUGUAAUGCUUAUCUGUAUUUGUAGCUGUGUGCAUCAAAUACCUCAAACAGUGAUAUUUUAUUAUGUGUGUACAGUCCCUUUGACUUCCUGUAAGAGAAAAACAUUCAUAAAUAGUCAAUCAUGGUGAAAAGAAUGUACAUUUCAUACUGUUACAUUUACACGCGUCCUUUGUCCUUUGUUUCUAUCAUAGCACCAAGCAUCUCAAUUUGACAUGCUUUAGACUCGAAGAGUAUUGUGAAUCUGCCAUUUGUAUAUUGCAUAAAUAAAACCAAUGAGAGUUA